AAUAGGCCUCAAGACGACACAAAGCUCGAUAUUCCACCUUAAAUGGCGAUGAUCGGCCGAUCAGCUCGCCUGUAUUCUUCUCCACCACUCAUUCCCUGCAACUUAAACGCCUGCUGUUGUACUUCAGUGAAGGUAACCCCCAGUUGCUCCAAUUCACACGAGAUUGCAGCAGGAGGAUCGUUGCACAAAGAGGCCGGUGAACGACUCCUGACCACAAGAUUAUGCCCCUGCGGGAGAAGGCAUUUCCUCGGCGGAGCAGCAACAAUGGCGUCGCGGCCAAUACGCCCCGCAAACGCUUCCGGUCCGAAGUCUGAUUACAAGGACGUUUUGAAUCGAGUUCAUCCGCCGAGACCCGGUUGGUACGAGGAGUUAUAUGCUUGGGUGCUCAAUUCAGCGACGGAAGCUUACGAGGCUGAGGUUGCAGAAUACAAGUCGCGGCUGUUUAGUGAAUUAAAGGGGAAGGCGAAGGAAGUGCUGGAGAUCGGGAUUGGAACGGGGCCUAAUCUCAAAUACUACGAUGCUGAUGUUCAAGUGUUUGGAGUGGAUCCCAACAGUAAGAUGGAGAGAUAUGCAUGUGAUGCUGCCAUUGCUGCUGGGUUGCAACCUUCAAGUUUCAGUUUCACUCAAGCUGUCGGGGAGGCUAUACCACUAGAUGAUGCUUCUGUAGAUGCUGUUGUUGGAACGCUUGUUUUAUGUUCUGUCGAAGAUGUCGAUCGAACGCUGCAAGAGGUAAAGAGAGUGCUGAAACCAGGAGGGAUUUACUUGUUCGUGGAGCAUGUUGCAGCAAAAGAUGGAACAGCUCUAAGAUUCUUGCAGAAUGUCCUCAACCCAUUGCAACAAACGCUUGCUGAUGGCUGUCAUCUAACUAGACAAACAGGGACCGAGAUUUCGAAAGCCGGCUUCUCGCAUCUCGACCUCAACAUUGCUUCCUUGUCCAGUGCCUCGUUCGUAAACCCUCACAUCUAUGGAAUGGCUACCAAGUAAAUCUAAUCCAUGUAAUCGAGAGCAGCUUGAGAUUUUAGGCAUGGCCAAUGCGCUAAUCUCUAGAGGUUCCAUGUACAAGCACGCAUGGAUGCAUUUUGUAGAUAGUUAACAUUGGACCAGGAGAUGUUUAAAUUCAAUGGCAUCAAUCGAUGUUUCACCCAUUGGCAUUGCGACUUCUAGAUAAUUAACCUGUGUUUCACGACGGUUUACCUAAAAGUAUAGGUAUGUUAAUUAGAAGUGAGGAGUAUUUUUGUUUGACAAUGAUGUUAUUAGAAAAAUAAGUAAAUUUCUCAAGAAUCGUGAACUUUUGGAAUCGUACGAAUAUAGUUUUCUAUUGAAU
Molecule: messenger RNA, 1324 nt
Organism: Linum trigynum
Lineage: Eukaryota; Viridiplantae; Streptophyta; Magnoliopsida; Malpighiales; Linaceae
Source: the annotation of a GenBank genome assembly